Physella acuta is the source of this 1530-nucleotide messenger RNA. RefSeq names its product beta-1,3-glucan-binding protein-like. Gene Ontology annotation, molecular function: hydrolase activity, hydrolyzing O-glycosyl compounds. NCBI's taxonomy places the organism in Eukaryota, Metazoa, Mollusca, Gastropoda, Physidae. The record is from RefSeq and is a predicted model, not a curated record. Gene Ontology annotation, biological process: carbohydrate metabolic process.
AACUUAAAUCACUGGAUGAGGCGACUAGCGAUAAUAAUCGAACACUUGUCCGCCCUGAUACCGGAUAUUGUUCUCUUGUCAAUAAAAACAUUAUUUUAAUCAGUUUAUGUAGAGACACCUAGCGGAUCUCGCAAACUAUUGAAUUGAUAAAUAUCCGGUAUUUUAAAUUUGAAAAUGCUGUUGUAUCUUCUGUUAUCGUUGACGGUGUGUGCCGUUGGAGCUGUGGAUUUGACCAUCAGGUAUAACCCACCUGUAGUAUCACUCACCUUACCAGUUCACCAAGACAACAUUAAGUCCGUCGUGUUUCACAUUUUGGUCAAAAAUGUUGCUUACCAGGGUCAAGGUCAUCGUACAACUGAAGGCUGGCAGUACCAGACACGUGACCUUAACCUUGAUGGCGCUGACGCCCUUAGCGCGUACGCUGUGGUCCUCGGCCCACAUGGCACCAUUUUGCAGACGACCCAACGCUCCACUCUUAAGCUAGAAACGAGGUCGCCCCUGAUGACGCUGUCCAGUGGCAGACGACUCAGAGCGGUCAUCUUCCGAGACGACUUCAACACGUUCGACCACUCGAAAUGGCAUUACGAAGUGUCCAUGUUUGGUGGCUUUAACGGCGAGUUCCAAGUCUACACUAAUGACCAUAAGAAUGUGUACGCAAGAGACGGCCAUCUUUACCUACAUCCGAUAACUACAGUGAGCGACCCGAGAUUUGAUGAAAACUUUUUGCAUACGGGACAUAUGGAUAUGAACACCCUGUUCGGCCGGUGUACACAGAGCGGCAACAACGGAUGUACCAGGGACGGCAGGAAUGGAUUCCUCCCGCCCAUCAUGUCCGGCAAGGUCAAGAGCGUCCCCACCCUCAGGUACGGCACCAUUGAGGUGCGGGCUAAGAUACCCAGGGGCGACUGGCUAUGGCCAGCAAUAUGGAUGAUGCCGAAGGGAGACCACUAUGGCGGCUGGCCUCGUUCUGGUGAGAUCGAUAUCAUGGAAUCAAGAGGUAACGCUGGAGACAUUGGGGUAGGGAGUGUGUCCAGCACGCUGCACUGGGGACCCUCAGCUGACCAGAAUAAAUACAGCCUGACCCACGGGGAGAAAAAAAAUGCAAACUGGCAUUCAAAUUUUCAUAUCUGGAGGCUGGAGUGGACACAUGAUCAUAUCUUGACGUUCAUUGACAACCAACUGAUCAUGUCUGUAGUUCCCCCUGCCGGCGGGUUCUGGCAGAAAGGGGGUUUCACGGGCUCCAACUUGUGGGCGUCUGGCAGCAAAAUGGCGCCCUUUGAUCAAGAGUUUUUCAUGAUGUUCAACGUGGCAGUAGGCGGCAACAACGGCUUCUUCCCAGACGGCAACCACUACGGCGGCGUCACCAAACCCUGGAGCAACAGCCAGAACCAGCACGUGGCCGCAGAAAACUUCUGGAAGGCGCACAACGCCUGGCUCCCCACCUGGCAGGGUGAAAACGCCGCCCUUAUCAUCGACUACAUCCAGUUUUCUAGUUUGUAAUGUGGGGGCAUUAAACUGUCAAUUAUUCUC